GGGCCGUCACAGAGACACGGUCAGAACAAGGCGGACCUCGAAGGCCUGACAUUACGACUCAAUCGACUAAGCCUCAAUUUGUGCAAUGCCCCGCCAGCCUGGGAUCCUGUUGAACAAUGCCGGAGAGAUUCAUUUGUUAGGAUGCUGCAAGACACCUCAGCACGAGUGACGACAUUGCGUGAACGUUGUCUCACAUCUACAUCUGUCACACAGGCUAUCGCUGGAUGCUUUACUGAAAUAGACCGUUAUCUGGCCGACUAUCUGUGGUUGUCCCAGAUCCAAAGUCGACGUGACACACACGAAGCGUUGACAAUCCUACGGAGGGAGCAGGCGGAUCGUCAGAAGUUCCUGAUGACAAUCGAAAGCAUAGUCAUACGUGGACAGGCCUCCGUGGGACCGUCUGUAUCGCAUUUAGCCGGAACCGUGACCUUGGUGGACGCAACAGGCCACAACCACCCAAUAUCACUGAACUUCUGUGCCUCAUUCCAGCAAUUCAAUAACAUGCUCCAAGUUCUGUUUGAACGCCAUGCGAAAGAAGCCCAAAUUCAAAGACGGUAUAUAGAAGAAGGAAAGUAUGAUUUGUGCAUUGACGAGGGCACGCAAGUAACCCCACUUACAAGCGACAAAUGGUCAAGCAUUGAACCAGGCACGACGAUUGUGAUGAGGGUUACUAUUCAACAGAAAACGAGAUCAGGCGUUGAAGUUGACUACCGAUGUCAUUUUUGUGGCGCUGUGAAUCGCCUUGACGCCAAGUCUGUGAAAUAUCGUUCUCGAGGGCGGACUGUUUGCUCGACUGAUUGUCAAGAAUGCAAACGACGCUUUCAGAUCACCCGUGAUGAACAUAAGCGGAUCACACCAUCAUCUAACAGUGACUUCAAUUACACGACUGACGCAGAAACACUCCUCGUUCGCAACUUUCAUGUCGAGGAAAUUGUAUGUCAUUUGGGAACAUCGCUAGCAAUGUUAAGCUGAGGUCUCGAUGUACCUUCUGCUCUCAGCCUGUGCGUGAUCUCGUGGUUCGACGUUCUUGGGCGAUGCUGACGGUGGCACGGCCAUGUCCUGCUCUCAGUCUGUGCGUGAUCUCGUGUUUCGACAUUCUUGGGCGACGCUGACAGUGGCACGGCCAUGUCCCGCUCUCAGAGAGUGCGUGAUCUCGUGUUUUGAGGUUGUUGGGCGACGCUGACGGUGCCACGGCCAUGUCCCGCUCUCAGUGGGUGCGUGAUCUCGUG
Messenger RNA from Suillus subaureus, 1229 nucleotides. RefSeq lists its product as uncharacterized. Lineage: Eukaryota; Fungi; Basidiomycota; Agaricomycetes; Boletales; Suillaceae. The record is from RefSeq and is a predicted model, not a curated record. The coding region runs from base 142 to 972 and encodes 276 amino acids. The transcript has 5 exons.